Erinaceus europaeus (western European hedgehog) is the source of this 1572-nucleotide messenger RNA. Its product is annotated as cytochrome P450 26C1. The transcript has 6 exons. The record is from RefSeq and is a predicted model, not a curated record. The coding region runs from base 1 to 1572 and encodes 523 amino acids. Gene Ontology annotation, molecular function: iron ion binding; monooxygenase activity; heme binding. Gene Ontology annotation, biological process: sterol metabolic process. NCBI's taxonomy places the organism in Eukaryota, Metazoa, Chordata, Mammalia, Eulipotyphla, Erinaceidae.
AUGUUCUCCUGGGGGAUGAGCUGCCUGUCAGUGCUGGGUGCUGCGGGCACCGCUCUCCUGUGUGUGGGCCUGCUACUCAGCCUGGCCCAGCACCUCUGGACGCUCCGCUGGACUCUGAGCAGAGACCGGGCUUCCGCCCUGCCUCUUCCCAAGGGCUCUAUGGGCUGGCCCUUCUUCGGAGAAACACUGCACUGGUUAGUUCAGGGUUCUCGCUUCCACAGUUCCCGAAGGGAGCGCUAUGGGACAGUAUUCAAGACGCACCUGCUGGGCCGGCCAGUGAUCCGCGUGAGUGGCGCGGAGAACGUGCGCACCAUCCUGCUGGGCGAACACCGCCUGGUGCGCAGCCAGUGGCCGCAGAGUGCGCAUAUUCUGCUGGGCUCUCACACGCUGCUGGGAGCGGUGGGCGAACCGCACCGGCAGCGGCGCAGGGUCCUGGCCCGCGCGUUCAGCCGCACCGCGCUGGAGCGCUACGUGCCGCGCCUGCAGUGGGCGCUGCGGCGCGAGGUGCGCUCCUGGUGCGCGGCCCCCGGACCGGUGUCCGUCUACGAAGCGGCCAAAGCGCUCACCUUCCGAAUGGCCGCGCUCAUCUUUCUGGGGCUGCGGCUGGAAGAGGCUCAGUGCGCGGAGCUGACCCGGACCUUCGAGCAGCUGGUGGAGAAUCUGUUCUCGCUGCCACUGGACGUGCCUUUUAGCGGUCUGCGUAAGGGCAUCCGGGCCCGAGAUCGGCUUCAUCAGCACCUGGAAGAGGCCAUUGUAGAGAAGCUUCACAGAGACAAGGCAGCUGAGCCAGGGGACGCUCUAGACAUGAUCAUCCACAGCACGAGGGAACUGGGCCAUGAGCUCUCAGUCCAGGAGCUGAAGGAGUCGGCGGUGGAACUCCUCUUUGCAGCUUUCUUCACUACAGCCAGUGCCAGCACCUCUCUCGUCCUGCUGCUGCUGCAGCACCCCGCCGUGGUCUCCAAGAUCCGACAGGAGCUGGCGGCUCUGGGGCUGGGGCGCUCCUGUGGCUGUGUCCUUGGGGCCUCUGGGGGUGCAGCGGUGGGGCCCCGGCCAGACUGUGGCUGCAAGCCUGACCUCAGCCUCGCCACGCUGGGCCGUCUCCGCUAUGUGGACUGCGUGGUCAAGGAGGUGCUGCGCCUCCUGCCACCCGUGUCCGGGGGCUACCGCACAGCUCUGCGCACCUUCGAGCUCGAUGGCUACCAGAUCCCCAAGGGUUGGAGCGUGAUGUAUAGCAUCCGGGACACCCACGAGACGGCGGCCGUGUACCGCAGUCCGCCAGAGGGCUUUGACCCGGAGCGCUUCGGCCCCGCAGGCGAAGAUGCGCGGGGCUCCGCCGGCCGCUUCCACUACAUCCCUUUCGGGGGCGGUGCGCGCAGCUGUCUCGGCCAGGAACUGGCGCAGGCGGUGCUGCAGCUGCUCGCGGUGGAGUUGGUGCGCACGGCGAGCUGGGAACUGGCCACGCCCGCCUUCCCCGCCUUGCAGACGGUGCCCAUCGUGCACCCAGUGGACGGGCUGCAGCUCUGGUUCCACCCGCUAGCGCCUGCCGCAGCGCGGGAAGAGCCACUCCUCUAA